AACAGGCUUCGGCCUAUACUCGGCGGUCGGCAUUAACUUACCUGGCUUUAAGGCAACAGAGCCCGUUCUUCUAGCUGGGUGUACUUAUGUUGCAAGUGUUAUCAGGACAUUUUUUGCCUAAAAACCAAAAUUUAUUUAUUAAUUUGUAAAUCAUUCAAAAACAGGUUUUAAAAAUUUCAUACUUUCUUUAUUCGUAUUUAGUGGCAGGUUAUCUGGAUACAAAUGGUCCUGAUAACUUUGCAUUGGAAAAUGAUUUCUCUGACACCAGAAACUAUUGAAAGCCAGACAAAAUACAAACAGUUUAAAGAAAUGUUGUUCUCUGUGCAUCCAAGAAACCUUCAAGUAGUACAGGUUAAAAGCAGGUUUCCAGAGCUUAAAGGGCGAAGAAGAAUUGAUAAAAUUCUAACGUUAGAAGAACUCGUUCAGGAACUGGAAAAACAGCUCUCAAUCUUCCCUGAGCGUGGUAUCCUCCACCCCCUUCGGAUCAUCCUCGAAUUCCUUACUCCUUUCAGUGCUGCUCUGUUGGAUGAAUUGAAUAAACUUGAAAAGCAGUUAAAAUCCACCUUUCUUCAGACACAGCUACAGUACUCACAGGAUGUUCCUGUGCAUGUGGUUGAAGUCCUUGCUCGUGAGUUUGACCGGGUUCCUGGCCGGGACUGGGAGAGGUUUGCAGAAGGACUUGGACAUGAUUUUCCGAACAGAGAUGAAGUCUGCAUAAGAGCUGGAGAAAUUGAUACUAUAGAGAGAACAUUUCCAGAAACAAGUAAACGGUUAGCUGCGGUCUUUAAGAUGUUUUCCGAGCGUUGUUUGCAGUACAGCGUUGACAUGAAUAUCAUUGAUGUUAUUGUUUCAACGCUUCAAGAUGAAAAUGUGUUUGGUACACCCUACAACAAGCUGGCUAGGCGAGUGCGUGAAGAAAUGAGAAGAUAAAAACUAUUUUUAUUAUUAUUUUGUUUGAUGAUUUCAAAAAUAAUAUUAAAUAUAUAUUAAUAAUAGAUAAAA
Molecule: messenger RNA, 1002 nt
Organism: Eurytemora carolleeae
Lineage: Eukaryota; Metazoa; Arthropoda; Copepoda; Calanoida; Temoridae
Exons: 10
Coding region: 223-930 (235 amino acids)
Source: RefSeq, a predicted model, not a curated record